Molecule: messenger RNA, 466 nt
Organism: Ostreobium quekettii
Lineage: Eukaryota; Viridiplantae; Chlorophyta; Ulvophyceae; Bryopsidales; Ostreobiaceae
Source: the annotation of a GenBank genome assembly
GAACCAACGGUGGAGAAGCCCUACAUUGAAGGACUUCUCGACCCCUGCACGAACAGCAAAAUCGCUUCAAACAUCCCGGCGGAGAAGCUGUAUGACAAGAAUGAUAACGGACUGAAACUCUCCAACAGCUGGACAGGCUAUUACGUGAUCCUAAAUCCAGAGUACAAAGCACAGGUCCAAUGGCGAUUCGUGAACAGGGCGAUCGACGAGGUGGAGAACGACCGCGUGCCAGCCGUCCUGCUCAUAUGCAGGAACUCCACGGACACCGCGUACUUCCAGCGCCUGACGCCCUACCCGCGCGUCCUGCUGCGGCGCCACACAUCGCAGUGCAAGGACUACGACAAGUCCCCCAUCGGCUUUGGCAUCGUCGUCUUCUGCGUCGCCAAGGGCGACUGCCUGGAUUUGUACGACAGGUUCGUGCGCUUCUUCGGGCCUUGGGGGGAGCCCAACAUCGUCAUCGACGCAG